Cryptococcus deneoformans JEC21 is the source of this 1307-nucleotide messenger RNA. RefSeq lists its product as hypothetical. Lineage: Eukaryota; Fungi; Basidiomycota; Tremellomycetes; Tremellales; Cryptococcaceae. The transcript is spliced from 5 exons. The record is from RefSeq and is a predicted model, not a curated record. The coding region runs from base 364 to 1194 and encodes 276 amino acids.
UUGUUCCAAUGAUGUCAAGCAAAGUCCAAAAGGUACAAACCAGUGAUAAUAAUAGGCCGUCCUCAUUCCUUCGCAUAGCGCCGACAACCCAUUGAAUGCAUGGCUGAAUCAGCCAAAGCAGGUCGGUCACCGGCUAACUACCAUGAUCAGUCAGAUGGUAGGCUGUCCCAAGGUCUGCUUACUCACCUCUGGGCUAAGCGGUCGAAAAUAAAGGCCGAGGAACAAGUUUUGUAAUGAUAUAUAAGUGCUCUUCUGGGUGAAGUUUCGGUUGUCGAUAAGAGCGAAGGCCUUGCUUGACUCCCACUGAUUUAUAUACUCAUAACCUCAAACUUAUUACUCCCACCAACGCACCGCACAAACGCCAUGUCAUUCAAGACCAUCAUCGUAUUCGGAUCCACCGGUAAGCAAGGAAGUGCAACGGUUAAAGCUCUCAACGCUAUCGGAGGCUAUAACAUCAUCGCGGCUACUCGAGACACUGAAAGCGACAGGGCCAAAGCUCUUGCUCAAACUCCCAACGUUAGAGUGGUUAAAGGCGAGGUUGGGGACCAUGCUCAUCUCUUCAAAGACUCUGUCCAUGGUAUCUUUUUCUUCUUGGUCGGUUUCGACAUUGAGGCAUCCAUCGAACGAGCCAAGGGCAUGCUUGACACUGCCGUUUCCAAGGGCGUACAACACGUCAUUUUCUCGGGCGUAGAUUUCUGUGGUCAUCGAGAGAAGGGUAUUAGGCAUCCAUUCCUUGACGCUAAGAAGCCAAUUGAAGACUAUCUUAUGACUCUUCCUCUCCAAUGGACAAUUAUUCGCCCUACAGCCAUCAUGGAGAACCUCUAUAUGCCGAUUUACAAGGAUAUCAUCACCACCACCUGGGUUGAGACCAUUCACUACAAAUGGAUUGCCUCAGAGGACAUUGGUAAGAUUACCGCUGAGAUUUUCGAGCACCCUGAAAAGUUCUCUGGGAAGGCUUUGAAUAUUGCUGGGGAUUCUAUGACUCCUGGUGAACAUGUCAGGAUGUGGAAGGAAGUGACUGGUGAAACUCUCAAUGCUACCGAACCGCCCAAUUUCCCCCCUGGUUUGGACAGUGCUAUGAAGUUUUUCGAUGUGAACGAGUCUGACGCAGACAUAGAAGAGAACCGGAAGAAUUUCCCUUGGUUGAUGGAUUUGGAGACUUGGUUGAAGCAAUCAUCUUUUGCUUCUCAGUAAUUGUCUGAUCUAGCAGUACUUGAAGAAGUAAUUAAUGUACCUAAAAGAUGUCUUAUUGUUCAUACUCGUCCGAACCCUGCUUACUGUGCGCCAAACUUCAUGGAGAAUAAUAU